CUCGAAGUGCUCGAUAGUUGGCAUGUUACGUGUGUUUUCGGCUUUCUCGCUUCCUUCUCGUUCUCGUUUCCUUCCUCCUUGAUUCCGAUUCCGAAUGUUGUUGCAUUUAGUGCAAGCAAGUGCGGUGCAACAACACGACAUCGCGUCCGAAUAUUAUAAAUAUUAGAAACAUCAAAGCCAAACACCGCGUGCACUCGCACCUACAACAACAACAACGUCUCCAACGCGUUGCAAACACUUAAUGCGGAGUAUUAUCUUUUUUUUUCGCUGCAUUUGCUGACUGUUUCCGCUGGCAGCUCCAAAAACUGUGUAAAACGAGAAAAAAACCCGAAAAAACAAACAAAAGAAAGAAAAACGCGUGUGUGCGCGGUCUGUUGCUUAUUUUUUGUGGUUAACAACAACGGUAGUGACAAACAACAACAAGAACAGUUAGCAAUUGGAGCAUCAAAAUGACAUCGAAAAAACGCAAAACCCUGUUGGACGCCGAUGACGACGAUGAUAAUUUUGAUGAGGACGAUUCGGGCUCCGAUUUUGAUGAUGACGAGGAUCCAGAUCAAAUAGAAGUACCCGGUGGUGGUCGCGAUCUAAAUACUGCUGUUACGUACGCCCAAAAUAUCCGUAGCGGAGUGGGCGUGGUGACCAAGGGCGGUACACCCAUACCCAUUAGUGGCGCCAAAAUUGUUUUAAGCAAAAAUAAUAUCAAGCCAAUAUCGCUGUUGCGCAUCAACAACAAUAACAAUAACAACAUUAUCGCCAGUGGCAUCAACAACAAUAGCAACGGCAACAAUACCGCUGUGCGCCAGAUAAUAACAACAGCAACAACAGGGGCGGGCGCUGCGUCAACGGUUGGAGGCGUGGCACUGGGCGGAAAGAUCACAGCGAUACCGAUAAUAACCAGAAAAGUAGCAGUAGAGAAUAAUUUAAACAAUAUGCCAAAGAAACUGAAUAACACGAUAACGGCUAUGGGCAGUCCGGCCGCCAGGAGCACCGGCAAUGCGGCUGGGUCGGCUGGUGGGGGCGUUGGGUCCACCAGCAGCUAUUUAAACAGCCUCAGCACCAACGAACUGAUGAACCUGGCCGCCUACGUGGCCGCCAAGGGUAGCAACGCCCCACCGCCCCCGCCGCCGUCCACGGCCGCCAAUUCGGUGCGGAGUUCUCCACCAGGCGGUAAUCCCGGUGGCAAUUUCUUUAGCGGAUCGGCGGCGUCGACUUCAGCCUCUGCUGCUAAUUUCAAUAUGGCCGCGUCUUUAUUGGCGCAGAUGAGUUAUGCGGGCGGAGUACCACCCAUUCGCCCUUUUAAGGUGGCUGGCGCAAUGGGGAACAGCCAGAAGCCAUCGGUGGCCACAUCCGCCGGGAGCGCUGGAGGCGGAGGAUCUGCUGGCGGAGCAACCGCAGCCUCCGGGGUCAAGGGCAACAACUCGAUGAUGGAGGCCGUGCAGAAGCUAAUCGCCAUGAAUCCGGAAUACCUGACCAGCGGUAUACCGAACAAUGUGUUCCAGCUGUUCAUGCAAUCGAUGCAACGUCCGCCCACGAAUCCGGCGCCCAUGCAACCGGUGAAUUCCGGUUUUAUGGCGGCCAGUGCUGCUGCAGCGGCGGCAGCGCAAGCUGCGGCCCAGGCCUCAGCGGCUGCCUAUGUCCAGCAGGAGGAGGACGAGGUCGACUACGAGGAGAUGGGCGUGGCCGAGACCUAUGCCGACUACUGGCCCGCCAAAUUGAAACUGGGCAAGAAGCAUCCGGAUGCCGUCGUGGAGACGGCCUCGCUGAGUUCCGUGGAGCCCUGCGAUGUGUACUACAAGCUGUCCCUGCCCCUCGAGACAAUAAACAGCGGACAUCUCAGCGCCCUGCAAUUGGAGUCCAUCACGUACGCCUCCCAGGCGCACGAUCACCUGCUUCCGGACGGAAGUCGGGCUGGAUUCCUGAUCGGAGAUGGCGCCGGUGUGGGCAAGGGUCGCACCAUCGCCGGCAUCAUCUACGAGAACUAUCUGAAGGGGCGCAAGAAGGCGCUGUGGAUAUCCGUGUCCAACGAUCUCAAGUACGAUGCCGAGCGUGAUCUCAGCGACAUUGGAGCCACGCGGAUCGAUGUCCAUGCCCUCAACAAGUUCAAGUACGCCAAGAUCAGCUCUGAUGUGAACAACAACUGCAAGCGGGGCGUGAUCUUCAGCACGUAUUCCGCUUUGAUCGGUGAGUCCAACAACAAGACGGGCAAGUACCGAUCGCGAUUCCGCCAGCUGCUGCAGUGGUGCGGCGAGGAUUUCGAGGGUCUCAUCAUCUUCGACGAGUGUCACAAGGCCAAGAAUCUGUGUCCCGUGGGUUCCGGCAAGCCAACGAAGACGGGCCAGACCGUGCUGGAGCUGCAGCAGAAGUUGCCCAAGGCGCGAGUGGUGUAUGCAUCCGCAACGGGUGCUUCCGAGCCCAAGAACAUGGCGUACAUGGUGCGUCUGGGUCUCUGGGGACAGGGCACGGCCUUUGGCAACUUUAACGAUUUCAUCACGGCCGUGGAGAGACGAGGUGUGGGUGCCAUGGAGAUCGUGGCUAUGGAUAUGAAACUGCGCGGCAUGUAUAUUGCGCGCCAGUUGAGCUUCAAGGGCGUCAGCUUCAAGAUCGAGGAGGUCCCACUCUCCAAGGAGUUCCGCAAGAUCUACGAUCAGUCCGUGGAGCUGUGGGUGGAGGCCAUGCAGAAGUUCACCGAGGCGGCCGAACUGAUCGAUGCCGAGAGCCGCAUGAAGAAGACGAUGUGGGGCCAGUUCUGGUCAUCGCAUCAGCGCUUCUUCAAGUACCUUUGCAUCGCCGCCAAGGUGAACCAUGCGGUGCUGGUGGCCCGCGAGUCCAUCAAGUACGGCAAGUGUGUGGUCAUCGGUCUGCAGUCCACCGGCGAGGCUCGCACUUUGGAUCAGCUGGAGCGGGACGACGGCGAGCUCACCGAUUUUGUCUCUACGGCUAAAGGUGUCUUUCAGUCGUUUGUGGAGCGCCAUUUUCCGGCUCCCGAUCGCAAUCGCAUCAAUCGCAUCCUAGGUCUCUACGAUGAGACGCCCUCUCAGUUAUCCAUCGCCGAUUCCACCUCCAGCUUGGGCAACAAUAAUAAUAACACCACUGCGGCUGCCAAACGAAAGGGAGCUGGCAACAGUGAUAAUGGAUCCUCCACGGGCGGCAAGUCCAAGAAGAAGAAGCGCAGUGGAUCCUGGCAAUACAGCGAUAGCGACGAUGACGAUGCGGGAAGAAAACGCAAUCGAAAGCGGGAUGCUGGCAACUCUAACAGCGACAGCGACGAGGCGAAUAGUGAUGAUGAGUUCCGCAGUGAUCUGGAUGACGAGGAUGAGGACGAUGAAGAUCACGACGUGGACAGCGAUCGGCGAAGCGUGGCCAGCGAUGCCAGCUCCGAUUUCAAUCCCUUCUUCAGCGGCAGCGAUAGCGACAUCGAUCCCUGGGUAAAUGCGCGCAGCAAGAAAUCCACCAAGAAGACCCAGAAGAAAACCAAGAAAAAGGUGAAGAAGGAGAAGCCCAAAAAAGAGGCAUCCUCAUCGGCAGCCAAUUCAGGCACCACCGAUCCCAGUGGCAGUACGGCCAUGUCCGCCACCGUGGUUGCCGCUCUGAAUGCGGCCAAGACCCGCAAAUCUCAGCUCUCCACGCAGGACAAGAUCCAGGACCUGCUGCAGAAGAAGCAGGAGCUCAAGGGCACUGUCACGCCGGUGGGCGUGAAUGGUGUUAAGCUGAACUACGGUCCUCCGCCCAAAGACGCCAUCGAACGAGCCUGCACGAUGAAGGAGGAGCUGCUGCGCAAGAUCGAGCGUCUGGGCUCUCGACUCCCGCCGAACACCUUGGAUCAACUGAUCGACGAACUGGGCGGUCCCGAUAACGUGGCCGAGAUGACGGGUCGACGGGGUCGCGUAGUGCAAAACGAUGAGGGCAACAUCCAAUACGAGUCCAGAACCGAAUCGGAUGUCCCGCUGGAAACGCUGAAUAUCACAGAGAAGCAGCGCUUCAUGGACGGCCAGAAGGAUGUGGCCAUCAUCUCGGAGGCGGCGUCCAGUGGUAUUUCCCUGCAGAGUGAUCGGCGGGUCUUUAACCAGCGCCGACGAGUCCACAUCACCUUGGAGUUACCCUGGUCAGCCGACAGAGCCAUCCAGCAGUUUGGACGUACCCAUCGAUCCAAUCAGGUGAACGCGCCCGAAUACAUCUUUCUCAUCUCGGAUCUGGCUGGUGAAAGACGUUUCGCCUCCACCGUGGCCAAGCGCCUGGAAUCGUUGGGAGCGCUCACCCACGGCGAUCGCAGGGCCACGGAGACUCGUGAUCUCUCCCAGUUCAAUAUUGACAACAAGUACGGACGACAGGCCCUAGAAACGGUGAUGCGUACCAUAAUGGGCUACGAAUCGCCACUGGUGCCACCGCCGACGGAUUACAGCGGAGAGUUCUUCAAGGACAUCGCCGGAGCCCUGGUCGGUGUGGGCAUAAUCGUGAACAGCGAGAGCAAUCCGGGUGUGCUGAGUCUCGACAAGGACUAUAAUAACAUAUCAAAGUUUCUCAAUCGCAUCCUCGGCUGUCCGGUUGAUCUGCAGAAUCGGUUGUUCAAGUACUUUACGGACACCAUGACGGCAAUCAUCCAGCAGGCUAAGCGCGGCGGUCGGUUCGACCUGGGCAUUGUGGAUCUGGGAGCUGCCGGCGAGAACGUGACCCGUUGCCGGCUUAUCCGGUUUGUGCGCAAACAUGCCACUGGAGUGGCGCCCACAGAAAUGCACACGGUUCGAGUGGAGCGUGGCAUGAUCUGGCAGGAGGCCAUUGAUAAAUAUGCCGAUCUGUUCAACGACAACGAGGGCUUCUACCUGUCCCACCAGCUGCGCAACCAGAAGCGAACCGCCAUUAUGGUGGUGAUCCUGGAGCAGCAGCCACCGCGCAACAGUAGCUCGACGAGCAGCACCACCGAUUCGGACAAUGGCGGCAAGAAAAAGAAGUCGCGCAGCAAAAAGGAGAUCAUGUGCCAGAUAUACCGACCGAACACCGGUCUCCAGGUGCGCCACGAGUCGCUUUUCGAGCUGGAGAAGAAGUACCGCAAGGUGGCCAGCGAGGAAGCGGAGCCGCACUGGACGGAGCAGUACGAUGCGUCGGUGAAUACCUGCUCGCACGCCUACUGGAACGGCAACUGUAGGAACGUGAGCCUGGGCAACGACUGUGAGGUGGGACUGCGUCAGCGUUUGUACCACGUACUGGCGGGAUCCGUGCUCUCCGUUUGGGGACGCGUGGAGCACAUACUGAAUACACGUUCCAACAGCAAGAUGCAAGUGAUACGCAUGAAGACAACCGAGGGCGAGAAGAUUGUGGGCACCAUGAUACCCAAGUCCUGCUUCGAACCGUUGAUGGCCGAUCUGCGCAGCGAUUCGGAGAAGCAGGAAGAGUUUAACUACUAAGUGUGGGGCGACACAGUGUUGCAGUUGUGUGAUUUUGUUAUGGCUUCAUUUUUGAGACCGCUAUCCCCCCGUAUCUUCCAACCCGAGGCCAAGCAAUAUUUAAAUCCACAACGGAUGUUAGGGAGAUUGAGCAGCAAGAUAGGCUCUGUCGUAAUAUAUAUAUAAAUAAUACUAUAAAUAAACUUAAAUACAUAGCGUAUGUGUAGAAGGACAUGAAUUAAGGCUCCAGGACAGCAGCAAACGCUUGAGUAACAAAUAUUUUUUUUUUGUCUUAAUUUUAAAUAGACUUAACUAUGUACAACCCAAACGCACGUACAUACCACACAUCCAUGAUAGAAUCAGACUUUGGCUCGUCAUAGCUCAUAAAACCCACUCACUCACAUACAGACACCCGCGCAACGGAAAGAUAAAAAGAUAUAUAGAGAACGAAAUGAAAACGCUUAUAAAUGGACUUUCUCAAUGAUUUAAAGAUUAAUUUUAAUUACGGUUUAAGUUAACGCUUACGUUUACACACAAUAAACCGCCACAUUUUGUAAACUAUUUAUUACUAUUACUAUUAUUAUUAUUAUAUAUAUAAAUACGUUUUUUAAUUGUUUUUAAUGUAACAUUCUUAAGAUUAUUUCGAUGGCUGCAGCGCAGCGCAGCAAAACAAAAACCCCCAAGCUAAGGCAUUUUUUUUUUAUCAAACUGCUGUUUGUAAUUAGGUAUUAACUUGUAAUGACUAAACUUAAGUAAAGCCAACAGACAUUGAGAGGCAUCUGAAGAACAGAUAGGAGGUGGCGACAGAAAAAUGUUCGCUAAAAACUCAUGUGAAUGAUUUGUGCACGCAUACGUACAAUUAAUAAAUAUAAAUGUGCGGAUAAAAAGAAA
Messenger RNA from Drosophila rhopaloa, 6269 nucleotides. RefSeq names its product protein strawberry notch (gene sno). Gene Ontology annotation, molecular function: chromatin DNA binding; histone binding. The coding region runs from base 450 to 5399 and encodes 1649 amino acids. Lineage: Eukaryota; Metazoa; Arthropoda; Insecta; Diptera; Drosophilidae. The record is from RefSeq and is a predicted model, not a curated record. The transcript has 13 exons. Gene Ontology annotation, cellular component: nucleus. Gene Ontology annotation, biological process: regulation of DNA-templated transcription.